AUGCAGUCUGUACAUUCUUGAACUGAUGAAAUUCAUCACAAAUUUCAUCAAGAACAUCCUUCUGAUUGGAUUGUCAUGUGUCCUUGCAAACAAGAAAAGAUGUGUAGAUGUGUGUCUACAAGCACAUGAGGGCAAUUUCCAGCAUUUGUUAUAACUUAAUGGUUAUCUGAUCGCAAGAGACGGGCACUGCAGAAGAAGAAUGUUGAUAUACGAAGAAGGAUUGAACUCAUCCAGGACUUUGAAAUGCCUGGUUUAAGCACAACUGUCAGGGUUUCUCCAGAUGGCAACUUUAUUCUGGCAACUGGAAUCUACAAGCCCAGAGUGCGGUGUUAUGAUGUUAAUAACUUGUCUAUGAAGUUUGAAAGAUGUUUUGAUUCAGAAGUUGUAACUUUUGAAAUACUGUCAGAAGACUACAGUAAGGUGGUUUUCUUACACUCUGAUCGCUAUGUAGAGUUCCAUGCAGCUCAUGGGCGGUACUAUCGACUACGGAUACCAAGAUUUGGGCGUGAUCUGAAGUAUCAUUCUGGGACUUGUGACCUCUAUGUAGUGGGAACUGGGCCAGAGGUGUACAGACUGAACUUGGAGCAAGGCCAAUUUCUUAAUCCUCUGGUGACAGCUGCUUCAGAGGUGAACCGAUGUGCCAUAAAUCCAGUGCAUCAAUUGUUUGUUUGUGGAACACAGGAAGGUAAAGUGGAGGCAUGGGAUCCCCGCACCAGAGGUAGAGUUGGUACUCUGGACUGUGCCCUUAGCAUCACAGAUGCACAACUGGAAGUUUUCCCAUCAGUAACUGCACUCAAGUUCCAAGGAAGCCUGACACUUGGUGUUGGUACUGCAACAGGACAAGUGCUCUUAUAUGAUAUUAGAUCCAGUAGGCCUUUCCGAAUUAAGGACCAUAUGUAUGGAUUACCUGUCCAUGAUUUGGACUUCCAUGAAGCACAAGAUUUGGUUCUGUCAAUGGACAGUUCUGUCAUUAAAAUUUGGGAGAAACAGACAGGGAAAUUGUUUACAUCUAUUGAAGCUGCUGCAGACUUCAAUGGUCUCUGUCUGGUACCCAACACUGGAAUGAUUUUUGCUGCCAAUGAGGACCCAAAAAUACAGACAUAUUAUAUUCCUAGUUUGGGUCCAGCUCCACGGUGGUGCAGCUUUCUGGAUAGCCUGACAGAAGAACUGGAGGAGAAGCACAUGGAUAAUGUAUAUGAUGACUACAAGUUUGUGACAAGGAAAGAAUUGCAAGAUUUGAGUUUGGAUCAUCUGAUGGGAACAAACCUCCUGAGAGCCUACAUGCAUGGAUUCUUUGUCGAUAUACGACUCUACAAGAAGGCAAAAUCUGUAGCAGAACCAUUUGCAUUUGAAGAAUACAAAAGGAAGAAGAUCAGGGAAAGGAUUGAAGAAGAUAGGACAAACCGUGUGAAACUGAAGACUCUACCAAAAGUCAAUAAAGACUUGGCUUUGAAGCUGAUGGAUGAAGAGCUAAAGGAGAAGAAGAAGAAGAGGAACAAAAGUGGUACUAAUCUGUUGAAAGAUGAUCGAUUCAAGGCUCUGUUUGAGAACCCAGAUUUUGAAGUGGACAAAACUGCUGAAGAGUACAGGCUUUUGAACCCUGUUGUGUCUCAGCUUGACAAGAGUCGCAUGAAGGAUCUGAAGAAGAAAUUUAUGCACCAGCAAUUUGAUGAAGUGGAGGGUGGAUCUGAAAAUGAGGAAAGCCUCUCAGAUUCUGACUCCAGUUCAGAUGAUGACCAACAGUGGACUAAAGAAGUGAAACAUCAACAUCAUCUGCUGCGUCAAGAAAAGAUGGAGCGAUGGAAAGCAGAAGAGAAAGAAGAGGUUGUCUUACCCAGGUUCUUUGAAUUGAAGGAAGGAGAGGAAUUCAAAGGCCUGCAAGGGAACACAAAGAAGAAGCAAAACAAUUCCUCUCUGGGUGAACGUGUGCAACAGGAAGGAAGAGAUACUGUGCGAUUGCUGAGCUCAAUGGGGAACCGGGAAAUCACUUUUGCUGUGGGGAAGAAGCAGAGAAUUUUAAAGACACGCGAGCAGGGGAAGAAGCAUCAUGAGGAGAGGCGAAAAUUGCUUCGUCCAGCAAAGAAUCUUUCUGGCCUGCGAUCAAAACAAAAAUUUAUAUUUUGAUUACUGUAUAUUUUUGAAACAUGUAAAUAUAAAUAAAAAUUAGAUUUUAUACAAAUGUAAUUUAUCUGCAAGCAUUCUUUAAAAUCCUAAUGUCCUUCAGGUUUGUUCUGUCUUU
Cryptotermes secundus is the source of this 2239-nucleotide messenger RNA. It is a transcript of the gene l(2)34Fd, whose product is annotated as nucleolar protein 10. Lineage: Eukaryota; Metazoa; Arthropoda; Insecta; Blattodea; Kalotermitidae. Gene Ontology annotation, biological process: maturation of SSU-rRNA from tricistronic rRNA transcript (SSU-rRNA, 5.8S rRNA, LSU-rRNA). The transcript has 14 exons. Gene Ontology annotation, cellular component: 90S preribosome; nucleus; small-subunit processome. Bases 244 to 2124 code for a protein of 626 amino acids. The record is from RefSeq and is a predicted model, not a curated record. Gene Ontology annotation, molecular function: protein binding.